Pseudovirgaria hyperparasitica is the source of this 996-nucleotide messenger RNA. Its product is annotated as S-adenosyl-L-methionine-dependent methyltransferase. The coding region runs from base 1 to 882 and encodes 293 amino acids. The transcript is spliced from 2 exons. NCBI's taxonomy places the organism in Eukaryota, Fungi, Ascomycota, Dothideomycetes, Acrospermales, Acrospermaceae. The record is from RefSeq and is a predicted model, not a curated record.
AUGUCAAAUCCCCAACUUGAUGCUGCCUCUAUCGCCCGUCUCUCCUUGCACGAUCCUACCUCCUUUGGCAUCCAGCACUCCCAAACUCUGCACCGUAUAGCGCUUCUACAGCACUGGAACAUUUCCCCGGGCUCAAGAGUGCUGGAGAUAGGAUGCGGGCAAGGUGACUGUACGACCGUACUCGCCCAUGCCGUGGGCGAAAACGGGAGCGUAGUGGCGGUUGAUCCCGCCGAACUGAACUAUGGUAUGUACUCCCAUACCCUCGGCCAAGCACAAGAUCACAUCUCGCAAGGUCCGCUGGGUAAGCAGAUUACCUGGGUACAGCAAUCACCGCUGGAGUACCUCUCUUCCUUGUCUCCACGCACUGGUGACAGCAAAGCAUUCGACGUUGCAGUACUUGCCCACUGCCUCUGGUACUUCUCUUCCCCUUCACUUAUCCUGACGACCUUCCGCGCACUUAGGCAGCAUAGCAAGCGUCUCCUCCUUGCGGAAUGGUCGUUGGUAGCAACGUACUCCGCCGCCCAGCCUCACGUACUAGCUGUACUCGCCCAGGCCGCACUCGAGAGUCAUAAAUCCAAAAGUGACUCGAAUGUCCGCACAGUGCUGGGACCAAAGCGACUCACCAAGCUAGCCCUGGCUGCUGGAUGGCAGUUAGAGAGUGAGGCUCGCUUGCAAUGUGGCGAGGGACUGUUAGAUGGACAAUGGGAGGUUUCAACUUGUCUUUCUGCGUCUUUUGAGAGAGAAGUCGAGCGAGUAAGCGAUGAGAGGGAGCGAGGUGUGAUUCUUGCAUUGCGAGAUGCGUGCGAGGCGAGCUUGGAGGGUGUAUGUGAGGGUCAAAAGGGUGUUAGGGGAAUGGAUGUCUGGGCUGCUAGUUUCAGCUAAUCAAACGAGUCGUUCAGGGCUAUGUAGAUUGACUACCGAUUAGUACACAGGCUGAUUAGAGUUCCGAAUAGCACAGUAUCGCAUGCAGCUAUCGUGGCGGAGGGGCCGUAUAGG